AUGGUUGCCCAAAAUAUGAUUGUGCUAAAAAAAGAAUUCUCACAAUUACAAGGUGCUUAUGAAGCACAACACAACCAAAUAGCAUUAUUAAGGGCAGAACUUGAGGAACAUUGCGAUCAAUCGCGUAAUCAACAUAUUUUUUAUUCAAACCAAAUUCAAGGGGCGGCUACUUCCAUCCAGGCUGUGCAAGAUCAGCUUCUUCAUCAAUCUUCCUCUUGCUCCACAGCUCCACCCCCCCUGCCUUCUGGCACUACCACCUCUAUCAAUCCCCCACCUGCCCCUACGUCUUCUACUUCUGAUUUAAAAUUUGCCAAACCAAACAAAUUUAGUGGCAAAAAAGAAGACGCCCUCAAUUUUAUCAUUGCCUGUCAGGCUUACAUAAGGGCAAAGGGAGCAAACCGAUCCCAUGAGGAAAAGAUUCUUUGGGUAACAUCAUAUUUUGAGGGAGCAGCAGAAGAUUGGGUACGUCCAUAUAAGGAAAGGAAGGUGUUUAGGGGAGAAGCGGUUCCCUUGUUGGAAAAUAUUGAUGUAUUUUGGGCGGAAUUCACUAAACAUUAUGUGGACACAAAUCGUGAUGAAAAGUACCGUCAAAAAUGGAACAACUUGCGGCAGAAGGCUUCAGUUCAAGAGUACACUUGGGAAUUCCAACAAUACUCAGUGUCCUUGGGCUAUAGUGACAAAACCUUGCGUGACAAGUAUUACGAUGGCCUUAAAAAUGACAUCAAGGACAUCAUGCUCUCCACCAUGUUCCAAUGGCGUCGCGCCACAGCUCAGCAGGUUUAUGACAAAGCAGAAGAAAUUGCCAACCAUAUCAAAUCCACACGCUUGUCUAAUCCAUCCGCUUCCACCCCCACUACUUGCGUAUCUUCCAGCACUGCCCCCAAUUCCAAUUCCACUCCCACUCGUACACGCCUCAAUGUGGGAGAUAACGUCUACAUGAUUGACCCCACCACUUGUCGCGCCAAGAAAGGCGCUAUCACAUCUAUUGUUCGUACCACCUCUGGCAAUAUGCCCAACGUCAGGUGGAAUGGAGAAUCCAAAGACACUAUGAUUCCUUUCCCUUCUUUGAAAAAAGACAAGCGUCCUGCCGCAAUCGCCCCUGUUAAGCCCAUCCUUGCCCCCACCCCUGUCCUGGCCUCGAAUGCUAAAGGCCCAGUGUUAUGGAUAUGA
This is a messenger RNA of Rhizoctonia solani, 1170 nucleotides long. RefSeq names its product Retrotransposon gag protein. The transcript has a single exon. The coding region runs from base 1 to 1170 and encodes 389 amino acids. NCBI's taxonomy places the organism in Eukaryota, Fungi, Basidiomycota, Agaricomycetes, Cantharellales, Ceratobasidiaceae. The record is from RefSeq and is a predicted model, not a curated record.